AUGUGGUCCACCACUUUAGACAGCCAGUCUAUUCGACGCACAGAAUCCGGAAUGCAGGCAAAUCAAUGGCACCGCGGGGAUCCGCAAGGGGAUUCCGGCAGAUUACACGCAACUGACGGCCCCCACGAGCGGGAUGGAGAUAGUGACUCAAGUGGCGCAGAGGCAGUCCGGAGCCGCGAUGGUACCUGGGGCGAGCGCGACGUCGGUGGUGUUGACAAACGAGCUGCCUUGGAGGAACUGGAGGGGUUACGGGAAAACCUCAGUCAGCUGCAUCAGUCGAGGACUAGGGAGACACAGGCUAGCAGACGCAGACGGAGGAAGUCUGGUGUUGCCGAAGAGGGUGCCGAUAUUUCGAGGCGUGGUACGCGGCACUCGACAGGGGCUGAGACCGAUGCUGGAGACGAUGACCUGGAGAGAGGUCAAGCGGACGACGCAGCCGACGAUUUCGAGCUGAGCAACUUCAUACGCGACGGCCAUUUCGAGAAGCGAACAGACAGCGGCUCUGAGAAGAGGGUCGGCCUGGUGUACAAGAACCUCACUGUCAAGGGCGUGGGCAAUACGACAUCCCUUGUCCGCACCGUGCCCGACGCCAUCAUUGGCACUUUUGGACCGGACUUGUACCACAACAUCUCGCGGUUGAUCCCGUUUCUGCAAUUUGGGAAGAAGCCUACGCGUAAGCUUAUUAACGAUUUCACGGGCUGCGUUCGGGAUGGCGAGAUGAUGCUCGUGCUGGGUCGCCCGGGUGCUGGCUGCAGCACCUUCCUCAAAGCCGUCAGCAACAACCGAGAAUCGUUCGCAGCCGUUGAAGGAGACGUCUCGUACGGCGGUAUUCCGGCCAAGAAGCAGAAGAAGAUGUUCCGGGGAGAGGUGAACUACAACCCCGAAGACGAUGUUCACUUCGCCUCUCUCAACGUCUGGCAGACCUUCACCUUCGCCCUGAUGAACAAGACGAAGAAAGCUGCCAAGGGCGACAUCCCGAUUAUCGCCAAUGCUCUGAUGAAGAUGUUCGGAAUCAGUCAUACCAAGUAUACACUCGUUGGUGACGAGUACACGCGAGGUGUAUCUGGUGGAGAGCGGAAGCGUGUCUCCAUUGCGGAGACAUUGGCGUCAAAGUCAAUGGUCAUGGCAUGGGACAACUCGACCCGUGGCCUCGAUGCCUCAACGGCUCUGGACUAUGCGAAAUCAUUGCGGAUCAUGACCGACAUCAGCAACCGCACGACACUUGUGACAUUGUAUCAAGCGGGCGAGGGUAUCUACGAAUUGAUGGACAAGGUUCUGGUCAUCGACCAAGGCCGUGAGAUCUUUUCAGGGCCGGCAAAAGACGCCAAACAAUACUUCAUCAAUCUGGGAUUCGAGUGCCCAGAACGGCGUAUGUACAUUUUAGAGCUCCCUAUUGCCCCUUCUGGCCUGUGUCAAGAGCCAUUGCUUCCGAGACACGCAUUCCGGCUCUUUGUUUCUCAUCGAAAAGGAGUAAUUACUGACUCUAAUUUGCUACCAGAGACUACCGCAGACUUCUUGACCGCCGUCACAGAUCCGACCGAGAGACGCUUUCGCAAGGGAUUCGAGAGCAAGGCGCCGAAGUCUCCCGAGGAGCUUGAGAAGGCGUUCCGCGACUCGCCGAACUAUCAGAAGUUGCUCGCUGAUGUGACGGAUUACGAGCAGCACUUGCAUCAGACCGAUUUCCAAGAUGCGAAGAAUUUUGAAGGAGCGGUGCAGGAAGGCAAAUCCAAACAUGUCAGCAAGAAGUCAUCGUACACCGUCUCGUUCCCUCGGCAGGUCUUGGCCUGCACCAAACGAGAGUUCUGGCUUCUGCUUGGCGACAAGACAACUCUAUGGACAAAACUGUUCAUUAUCAUCUCGAACGGUCUCAUCGUUGGAUCAAUCUAUUACGACCAACCAUUCUCUACAGCAGGCGCCUUCAGUCGUGGCGGUGCCUUGUUCUUCUCUAUCCUCUUCCUCGGUUGGCUCCAACUCACGGAGCUGAUGAAGGCCGUAUCAGGUCGCGCUGUGGUCGCCCGACAUAAAGACUAUGCUUUCUACCGCCCGUCUGCCGUCUCGAUUGCUCGCAUACUGCUGGAUUUCCCGGUCAUUCUUGUCCAAGUGUGCAUCUUUGGGCUGAUCAUGUAUUUCAUGACAAACCUCGACGUCGUUGUCAGCAAGUUCUGGAUCUACAUGCUCUUCAUCUACAUCAAUACAAUGAUGCUCACAGCUCUGUACCGCAUGUUCGCGAGCCUGUCUCCCGAAAUCGACACUGCUGUGCGCUUCUCAGGUAUUGCUCUGAACCUGCUCAUCAUCUACACUGGAUACGUUAUCCCCAAGACGCAGCUGCUGAGCGAUUACAUCUGGUUCGGAUGGAUCUACUACAUAAACCCAAUCGCAUACAGCUUCGAGGCCGUACUGACGAACGAAUUCACCGGACGGACGAUGCAGUGUGAUCCGUCGCAGCUCGUGCCCCAGGGGCCGAAUGUCCAACCUGGCUACCAGGGAUGCGCGCUGGCAGGUGCUGGCCUCAACGCUGCUUCGGUGCCGGGGACUGAAUACCUGACGACCACUUUCAACUACACGCGCGCCCACCUUUGGCGCAACUUUGGUGUUGUCAUUGCCUUUACAGUUCUCUACAUCCUCGUUACAAUUUUCGCCACGGAAAAGUUCAGCUUUUCGAAUGAAGGGGGCGGCGCCUUGAUCUUCAAGAAGAGUCGCAAAGCAAAGCAACAGGCGAAGAAGGCUGCUGCGUCCACGGACGUCGAAAAGAAUGAAGCCUCUGGGUCUAGUGGAUCCUCGGAGACGAAGAUGGGUGACUCCCCUGCCACGUCCAAGGAGCAGGACGAAGCAAUGAACCAGUUGACACGCAGCGAGUCCAUUUUCACGUGGCGCGAUGUCUCCUUCACCGUGCCUUAUCUAGGUGGCGAGAAGAGGCUACUGAACAAAGUCAACGGGUACGCCAAACCUGGCAUCAUGGUCGCCCUUAUGGGUGCAUCAGGCGCUGGUAAGACGACAUUACUCAACACCCUUGCGCAGCGACAGAGGACAGGAGUCAUCACGGGCGAGAUGUUUGUCGAUGGUCGACCGCUCGGUCCGGAGUUUCAACGCAACACUGGCUUCUGUCUCCAGGGAGAUCUUCACGACGGCACUCAGACUAUCCGUGAAGCGAUCGAGUUCUCUGCACUUCUACGGCAAGAAGCUGACAUCCCACGGGCUGAGAAAAUCGCAUACUGCGACAAGAUCAUCGACCUGCUGGAACUCAAUGAGCUCCAGGACGCCAUCAUCACGUCACUCGGCGUUGAGCUGCGCAAGCGACUGACGAUUGGCGUUGAACUUGCAGCGAAGCCAGCUCUCCUGUUGUUCCUCGAUGAGCCGACUUCCGGUCUGGACUCGCAGUCCGCCUACUCGAUCGUAACUUUCCUCAAGAAGCUGAGCCGCGCUGGACAAGCCAUUGUGUGCACGAUCCACCAGCCGAGUUCAGUUUUGAUUCAGCAGUUCGACAUGGUCCUGGCCCUGAACCCCGGUGGCAACACUUUCUACUUUGGGCCGAUCGGCGAGAACGGGAAAGAUGUCGUCAAGUACUUCGCUGACCGAGGUGCCGUAUGUCCUCUCCAGAAGAACGUCGCCGAGUUCAUCCUCGAGACUGCGGCGCGGCCUCACAGGAUGCCGAAUGGCACCAAAGUCGACUGGAACGAGGAGUGGCUGAACAGUGAGCAAGCACAAGCCGUUAUCGAGGAGAUCGACGGCCUCAAGAGGACCAGAAGCGCAGCGUCACACCCUGGAUCCAAGAAGGGGGACCACAAGGAAUACGCUGCUUCGACAUGGCUCCAGACCGUCGAGCUCACCAAACGCAUGUUCAGACAGUACUGGCGCGAUCCCUCAUACCUCUAUGGCAAGUUCUUCGUCGCGGUUAUUAUAGGUAUCUUCAACGGAUUCACCUUCUGGCAGCUCGGAUACUCGACCCAGGACAUGCAGAACCGCAUGUUCACGUGCUUCCUGAUCGUCACGAUCCCUCCCACCAUCGUCAAUGCCGUUGUGCCCAAGUUCUUCUCCAACAUGGCGCUAUGGCAGGCUCGCGAGUACCCGUCUCGGAUUUACGGAUGGGUUGCAUUCUGCACAGCAAAUAUCGCGGCUGAAAUCCCCGCGGCCAUCAUUUCUGCUGUUCUCUAUUGGGCUCUAUGGUAUUGGCCCACCGGACUGCCAACCGAAAGCUCGGUUUCUGGCUACUCUUUCCUCAUGGUCAUGCUCUUCUACCUCUUCGUGUCCAGCUGGGGUCAAUGGAUCUGCGCCUUCGCGCCGAGCUACACUGUCAUAUCCAACGUCCUGCCCUUCUUUUUUGUCAUGUUCAGUCUCUUCAACGGCGUCGUCCAGCCCUACAGCGGGCUGCCCGUCUUUUGGCGCUACUGGAUGUACUACGUCAAUCCGUCCACGUACUGGAUCGGCGGUAUGCUCGCAGCGACCCUCGACGGCGCUCCUGUCGAAUGCGAGAUCAGCGAGACCGCCCGAUUCGAUGCCCCGCCUGGUCAGACGUGCCGAGACUACGCAGGCGUCUUUGCGAACGAGUCGGGCGGCUACUUGCUCAACCCCGAAGCCAGGAACGACUGCCAGUACUGUCCCUACCGCAGCGGAAAUUUCUAUCUCAAGACGCUAAAUCUCUCGGCGGACGAGAAGUGGCGAGACUUCGGCAUCUUCCUCGCCUUCUGCGUUUCCAACUGGUUUUUGGUUUACUUCUUCAUCUACACCGUGCGUGUUCGCGGAUGGAGCUUCGGGUUUGGGAAGCUCUUUGGCACCAUGGGCAAGGCUGCCGACGCUAUGAAGAAGCCUUUCAAGAAAUCUGGGAAGAAGGAGGAAUUAAGAGAUCAAGAUCACUGA
Messenger RNA from Anthostomella pinea, 4854 nucleotides. The record is from the annotation of a GenBank genome assembly. Lineage: Eukaryota; Fungi; Ascomycota; Sordariomycetes; Xylariales; Xylariaceae.